This is a messenger RNA of Schistocerca nitens (vagrant locust), 7071 nucleotides long. RefSeq names its product connectin-like. NCBI's taxonomy places the organism in Eukaryota, Metazoa, Arthropoda, Insecta, Orthoptera, Acrididae. The transcript is spliced from 11 exons. Bases 602 to 2320 code for a protein of 572 amino acids. The record is from RefSeq and is a predicted model, not a curated record. Gene Ontology annotation, molecular function: protein binding.
UCAACCCGGGGCCGGCUCGUUAAGAACGUCCACUGUGUCCACCGGUCACAACACCACGCUCCGCGGUCCUCGCUGACGGGACGACGAAGCGAUCCGUCGACUAGCAAUUCCUUCGCAGGCGUAACAGCAGGUCUCAGUCGUCCGGUUACUAGGUGCUGUCCUCCUUUGACAAGCGCGAGACUCUCUGGUAACAGAUCGCCGUCAUCGGCCAGGACGCGUCCGUCAAUUUGAUAUUUCGCAGAGAGUUCAGCCCAAAUGGACUGACUUCGCCCAGGAACAUAUUCUAGGCGCUACUGUUCGCACAGAUAGAAGCAGAAAGCUCAGCACCUGAACAUCACAGACGGAUCGCAUUCGGAAUAUACGUGGUGCUUGUUUUCGCCUGCUCGAGAAAAACCUGUUAAUCCAGACUGUGAGCGCCCUUCAGACGACGAGGACCUCUGAUUCACUUAACGCAGGGACCGAGACACAGGGCGAGUUCUCCUCCUGGUGGUUGCCUGCUGUGAUGACGCACUGACUUUGCCGGCGCCGUAGACUAUCUGCAGCGACUGAGCUGCUACUGUCGCUUAGACUGGCCGUCGUCGCGGUGCCUCUGGUGGGGGAGAUGUGUGGAGCGGCGCCGGCGCGGCGCGGCCGCCUGCUGCUCGUGGCGCUGCUGCUGCUGGCGGCGUCGACGUGUGCGUCAGCGCGGCGCAAGUCUGGCGGCGGGCACCGACACGCCGCCCCCAGGACCACCACGCCCGCGCCAGAGGUCGACAUCUGCGACAUCCAGGAGCCCGGGUCGCCGGUGUUCUGCUACUGCAAGAGCGGCGAGACCGGACAGGUGGCGUCCGCCACGUGCCUGGUGUUCUCGACGCCUCCAGACGAUGAGGCGGCGUGGUCAGCGUUCCAGUCGCAGCCCGGAAUCCGCACGCUCAGUCUCAACGUCCGCGGUGACGGAAAGCUCACCAGGAUGCCAACCAGGUUGUUCGCAAAUCUGCCACAGCUGGAGGUGCUGUCGCUCCAGUACGCCAGCAUCAACCGCGUGACGCCGUACGCGCUGGCCAACAGCUCCAGCCUGAGGGAGGCGUCGCUUUCCAGGAACCAGUUCGUCAAGUUGGCGCCGCGAGCCUUCCACUCCCUCCCUAGGCUGGAAUCCCUGUAUCUCAGCGAGAACCGCAUCCAGGAGCUCCACCGUGACGUGUUCGUGGACCUGCCGUCACUGCGGGUGCUGGCGCUGGACCGCAACAACCUGAGCGUGCUGCACGAGCGCGCCUUCUCGCAGCUGCCGGCGCUGCAGGAGCUGGACCUGCACGGCAACCAGCUGCCGGCGGUGACGCGCGCCACCUGGGCCGGGCUGGGCGCGCUGCGCCGGCUCGACCUCAGCGGCAACCGGCUGGGCGCCGUCGCCGACGGCACCUUCCAGCUGCUGGGCGCGCUGCACGAGCUCGAGCUCGCCGAGAACGACGUCGAGUGGGUGGGCGCGCGCGCCUUCCAGGGGCUGCGCGCGCUGCGCCGGCUCUCGCUGCGCGACAACCAGCUGGCGCAGCUGCCGGGCGGCCAGCUGCUGGCCAGCGCGGCCGCGCUGCGCGUGCUCGACCUGCGCGACAACGAGCUCACCACGCUGCACGAGGACACCGUCCGGCCCGUGCUCGAGACCAUGACAAACGCCAGCGCCUACCUCUACCUCGAAGGUAACAAUCUGCAGUGCGACUGCCGGCUGUCCUGGAUGUACACGCUGCGUAACCAGACGGAGAGCAAGCAGGUGCGGAACUCCCUGGAGGAGCUGACGUGCGUGCUGCAGGAGGACGUCAAGGGGCCCGCCGAGGGCGGCGACGACGACGACGACGUCGACGACGAAGACGACGGCGGCGAGGAGGGCGAGGGCGGCCGCGGACGGAUGGCCAACGAUGUGGGCAGGUUCGGCAGCGUUCAAGGCCAGCAGCAGCACCUGCGCCACGGCGCUGAACACCGGCGACAUCCGCAGCCUCUGCCGGCCCAGGAGCUCCCGCUGGACUACGUGGCGGAGGACGUGGCGGCCGACAUGGAGGACGGCGUGGCCAACAACCACAGCGCCCCGGUGCUCCGCCACCUGCUGCAGAUACCCGUGGAGCGCCUGCCCUGUCCGGAGGCCGUGUCCAGGCACCACGGCGGGGACCACGUCGCGGGGGCCGAGCUGUCGGCCGACAUGUCGCAGCGGCAGCGCCUGCCCGGGGGCGAGCUGGCGCCGGGGGCGGAGGACGCCGCGGACGGGCCCUCUGCCGGGGGGCGGCCGACCGCGGGGGCGGCAGCGGCCCUCCUCUUCCCCGCCCUGGUGCUCGCCGCUUCGCUGCCCGUCGCGUGAUCUGCAGCAACCCCCCACCCGCUCCACUGAGUCCGCCGCGCUCCGCACGGAACCCUCGAGUGACACGGACUGGCGGCAAACGGACAGUCCCGCGACAGGACAGUCAGAGGUUUCCCCGGGGGCACGUCUCGUAUUUCUACUUGCACUCGCCAGGUGCUACGAUGAAUCGAUACAAAAAUCUCUCUAUACUGUAUUUCUUAGACGCAGCCUUCUCCUGUUCGAGAUCGCCGUUUGCUCGGAAGCGACUGAAGCAUUUCUUCAAUUGAACGCUCCUCUCCUCUUCUCUGUAUAGACGUUUUAAAACCCAUAAAUGUGGCCGAUAACUGUGCCACAAAUAGAAUAAUAUAAUACAUACAAUUUGAUCGACUCCAUCAUUACAAACGCAACCUGUAUACAACAAUGUAUAUUAAAAUACAGUAUUGGUGACAAGAUACAGGCAUCACUGAAGCAUUCAGUACGUGUCGUUAUGGAAAUUACGCUACACACGAUGAUGUUUGGUCUACGAUGGACAUGAUGCAGACAUUUAUCAAUAAUUUCUGAGCAGCAAGUGAAAUAUUUCUGAAGCUCUCCACUUAUUUUUCUUGUAAAAAUAUGUUUUUCUUUGUUUUGACUAGAUAUAGUUUAAAAAAAUUUAAAAAAAACUGGGUAACAUACUAGACUUAAUCUGGUCAAGUACACACAAGCACAGCGCUUGUUUUCAAGAUCGCAUAAUGAAAUACAAUACUGCCAUCCAUGAUAUUUGCAGGCCAGAAGCUCAAUAUUUGUCCAAUAAGGGUAUUAAGUCCUGCAUCACGAUGUUUCGUCUAUAGUCGACUGUGUGGUGUUCCAAACUCACAGUAAAUAUUUAGAAGGAAGUGUUACAUUUGGUUGACAGCAGUGUCAAGGGCAGAGCUCUGUAACAGACAGCACUUGAUUAACCACACUUGUACAGCACAAUACAAUGAAAUACAAUACUGCUAUCAAUACUGUUAGCAGGAGACAAUUAUCUCUGGUGCAUGAAAUGCUUGUCCCAUAAUAGAAUUAAAUUACACGCCGAGAUUUUUUCUCUGCAGUCGAUAUCAGAGAAAUCUGUCGAUAAACAGUACACUAUCGAAAGCAUGUGUAAUAUUUCUUAAAUUACUCCUUCCUCUAAAAAAAAGGUAUUUCAUUUCACUGCCGCUAGAAAUGGUCAGCAGUAAUGGAAAGAACUAAAUAGUAUACUAGACAAAAUUUGACCAACAUGUAUGAACAUUGCAUGGAACACCAUACUUUCGAUAUACCCAUUACAAUGAUAAAAUUCCAACAGAUCUUAAGAUCCAAUAUUUACUCAAUACAGUGACUCAGUGACACCCUAAAUGUCUUGUCUGCAGCCAACAGGACCCAAGUAUUUGUAGACAAACAUUAAACAUUACCGUGUAAAUCAGCAGAAAUGCAGAACAUGAGCCUGAUAUUUGAUAUUAUUUGUAAUUUAACCAUAAUCUCUACCAGACUGAAAUAUUAAAUGAUUAAAAACCUUUUUUAGCUAGCAUUUUCCAAUCGAAAUAAUUUUUGGUGUUAAUGUAAUAACGAUUCGAAAUUUAAAAGGAACUUAAUCAGUUUUAAAUUUUAAUGUGAAUACUUUUUACAAGUGUUUAUCAUUGAUUUGCAUACCAUACCAGACGAUUUUGAUGCAUGCCUGUAAUCAAAUAUUAUCAUAUGACAACAAUAAUGAAGCAGCUGAUAACGGUCGUGUGGUGAAAAGAGAUGGCACUGUAUAAUAAAUCGAAAUAACUGAAGCUGGUUCAGUCUGUUGACCUGAACAUGAGGAAGCAAAUCAAUUAAACUGCAGUGAUCAUACCACUGUAUUUAUGAACACUGAAUACAAAAUGUUUAUCACUUACAAUUUCAGUGAUUUCUAGAAAACUGUCUUCUUAUGUUAUUUUGGAUCACAAAGUUCUCAAUCUCUUUUUUUAUUACUUAUGAGGCAGAACACAACAAAAUGGCCUUCAUCGAAAUGAAACUAUUGUCUGUACCUUUCGUUUGUCUGAGUGACCUUUACACACUACAAUUCCUCUCCACUUCCUUAUAUGAACGGGAUUCGCAGCUACACCACUUUCUCUCAGCAAGUAUGCUAUCCAUCCAUAGAGCUAGAAGCUUGCUUUCAGUUGAAACCUACCUUUCUUCCAAGAAGAAAGACCACAGAACAAACGAAUUCACCGAAAAUUCUACUCAUUGAGUCAAACUCGUGGAAAAGAGACAUGCGAGUUUAAUGUCAUGUCGGAAAUAAGAUCAUUUGAUACCCGAGAAGUUACUGUCCCUCUCCUGCAGCAUGACAUAUUAAAACUAGUUUAGUCUCUACCAUUCCUGUUCUCCACUGAACACUGAAAUUUUACUCUAGUGAGAUUCUGUGAAUAGAACAACAAGAUUAUUCCUUUUUCUCUAUCAUCAGCACAUUCAUGAUACUAGCAACAAAUUACAAAGACAGUAGAAUAUGUUAAUGAAAGUAAAGAUUUUUGAAAUUCUAUCCAUGAAAAGAAUCUACAUCACUAAUUUGUAUCGUACCAAGUCCACUGUUCCUAAAGACUUUCCUUGUUCCAAAAUAUCAGUGCGAGUUGUUCGAUAAUUUAGAUAAUAUCAGAAGACUAAACUACAUCUACGCUCUCUAAAAAAGAUCAGCUGCGAAGAUCUUUACAUUAACAUAAUAGCUUUGAAAUUCACAGAGUAAAAGUUUAUACUGACUUUAACGUUUGAAAAAACAAAGGCAACUGCCGUCGUUUAAAAUUCGUCAUUUUUCUUCUGUACCAUAUUUUUCAAACUGCUUUGAUUAUGUGCUGUAGAAAAGCACUGCAGUUUCAAAACGCAUCCAGCCCUGCAUAACCCAUUAGAAGAUAUAAAAUCAUAAGGACUUUGUUGGAGACUGCAGUAAGUUCUUGGAGAAUAAUAUAACAUCUGAUAAAAUUUGAUAACAUCAAAUUAAACAAGAAAUGACUACAUAUUUCUUGCCAAUCACAUACAUUUACUAGAAAAUUUCUUGGAAGUAGCCUGGAAUAUGAGAAUGUUUAAAUAUAAUACGCGUAUUAUGCUUGUCAUCUAUGAUGUUACUCGAUAAACUAAAUGGCUUAGUUUCAUUACAUGAUUUCAUAUAAUUUCUUCUUUUCAUCUAGGCACAUUAAUGAAUCAUCUUAAUGAGUUACAUAAUUUGUAUUAUUGUUGUUUUUUUAAAAAAAACAUCAAUAAACCAGCAUAUUCAGAGCCAUGAGAACUUUCCUGUAAAUUAUGGGAUUUCCUGAAGAAGACGCUAAAAGUUGACAUAGUUACAUAUAUUGUAAUUAGCUUGUUUUCAUUAAAUUUAGAAAAUUUAUAGCUCCUGUAUUAAUUUAAAUUAAGAACAGUGGUUCCAUUUUAAACGCUUCAACUGUCAUUUACAGAAAAGGCCUCAGAAGGACUUUGGAACUUAAACACUUACUCAAGCAUAGAAAGGUUAAAAGAAAGCAGUGAAAUUACAUUAGUAGUUUGGGCUGCAUUCAUAGAGCUUUUACAAACAUUGAUGACACUACAUUCAACACCAAAAACAUAGGUACUGACGCUUUGAAUAUUAGUCAGUACAGCAAACAAAAAUGUCAUGACUAUAUAGCGUAACCAGAAUGGAAGACACAAUUUUCACUUGUGACUAUCACAGUACGUUAUGUUACUGGAGUUUUUGAAAUUCUUCCAUAUCUUUUGCUUUUGUAGUACAAUGAGAAAUAAACUUUGUAGUAUGGUCAUUGUUGUAACUAUUGAAAAUGACGCUUUUGUGGUACCAGAUGUACAGUAUUCCAAGGAUUAAAAACUUUGGUUGUUUCCACAAUUAUCUACACACGUGAGUCACAUAUAUUACUAAAGGUAAAAAGAAGCAUUCAAGUAUUCAAGAGAGAAUCUAGAAGGAAGAAUGAGAACAUGGGAAAGGAGAUGGUGUUAAUUUUGUGACACUACUUUUGUGGACCAUCUUCUUUUGGUUAGUUACCAAGUUAUGAUGCCAAAGUCAUUGUGAAACAAAAUGUAAAUAGUUGCUGAAGCGUUGGAGCACAGCAUGGCUCUGCAAUACUUGUAAAAAUGAGUGGGGAAAGAUAAUGUUUGUGACUGUUAUCUCUUUAAGAAACAUUAGGUGUAUAUUAUUCAUAAGCUUGAAGACUUAUUUUAAAAUUAAUGUUAUGUAAUAUAGAGCUCGGAUAUUAUUUUGAAAUGUAUCUGAGUGCGUGGUGUGCUUUGAAAUUAAAGAGUGUUAAAAGACUGUAACAAUCACACAAUCUUUAAGAAUUCUCUAAGUGUAAGUUAUCAAUGUAAUUAAUAAUAGAUCUUAUUGUAAAGCAAGAUAGUGACAUCGCAGUUAACUUCAAAUGUUUUUAAAGCCCCUGAUUUAAUUGUUGUUGAUAAAUUAAAGUAUCAAACCUCCUUUCAGAUCGAAUAUAUUUCAUCCAUGAUCACAUGAGAUGAAUCAUGUCAGAGAAGUUAAAAAGAAAAACAUGUUAAUUUUUCAUCUGUAAUGUGCUUUAUGUAUUAGCAUGGAUGAAUGGUUUUCAUGGGAAUUCAUUUCCAGUUGCUUUUGAAGUUAAGUUCGAUGUACAUUCACAACACUACUAUUUUCAGACGGCUUUAUCUAACAAAAGCAACACAAUCACAGUCUGUUUUUUAACAUAUUCGGCUUUGUAACAGUUUUUCACUGUACCAGAAUUACUGCUUCUCUCUUAUAUUGCAGAUGUCAAAAGUGUUAUGUAAAAAGAUGUUAAUAAAUUCUUUGUAAGUCGAUUUUUAUU